UCUUUCUUUCCUUCUUUUUUUUCUCUUUCUCUUGGAACUUGAGACUAUGGUGGGACUGACUGCUUUGCUUGGGAUUGGGUACGGACGUACGUAAUGGACGGUGGGUAGAGUGAGCAAACAAACAAGUAAGCAAGGCAGGCUUUCUGGGGGAUGAAGAUCUCGUUAGACAGGGUCACCGUGUAGCGAGAGAGGGAAGGAUAUACGCAGGCCUAUGGAAUACUCCCUGUCUAGAUGCAAAGCUGAGGUCUGGUUAUGAGUGGAAAGGUCUCGAGCGUAUAUGUGCUGUGAACUUCUUAGCUAGGUUUCACUUCUACUCUGUAUAUGCAUCAACGAAGAGAGGACAUGGUGCGGAUGCUAUCGAACAAGUCAUGUACUCCGUACCAGAUAGCAACCAAUGCUGACGGUCGGCGCGCGGAGUCUCCGCCGGCGCUUAGUCACCAGAGACGCCGCCGAGGCGCGUGCAACGUGCGAUUGAUCGUGAGUGGCAGCUCUCCAGAUGUGGUCCAAGCCAAUGUUUCGUGGUGGAGUGAACCAUGGCAUUGUAGGGUUGACCUACCGGAAGUCGUUCCAGCCACGACUAGUCGCGUGCAUACAUGGACAGUCAUGAGGCCAUUGGGAUGGAUUUCGUCAUGGCCAAACAGCAGACUUUGGCAAUCAAGGAUCGGCGGGCUAACAUGCCACUCGAUCCGAGAGGCCCCUGUUGAUCGUCGAGAUGCACGGCGCAUGCAUGGCAAUAUCGACAGACAGACAGACAGACGGACAGACAGAGUGGUGAGAGGGGUGAGAGGAAUGGAGUACGUGGUAGGUGCAGGCUUGCACAGCCAGCAAGCUAUGUAUAGGGAUGCAACAAAAUAGAUCAAGGCUGUGGUGGUUGGAGGCGGCUGUGCCCCAAGCGUGGGAAAGAUGGGGAUGGGCUGCGCGGUAGGGCAAGACGGGGGGCCCGCGCGGGCGCGAUACACCGCAAUCUCAGGCAGAUCGCAGGCGUCGCGGCUG
Aplosporella prunicola CBS 121167 is the source of this 993-nucleotide messenger RNA. RefSeq lists its product as uncharacterized. The transcript has a single exon. The record is from RefSeq and is a predicted model, not a curated record. Lineage: Eukaryota; Fungi; Ascomycota; Dothideomycetes; Botryosphaeriales; Aplosporellaceae. The coding region runs from base 322 to 855 and encodes 177 amino acids.